This is a messenger RNA of Adineta steineri, 2970 nucleotides long. NCBI's taxonomy places the organism in Eukaryota, Metazoa, Rotifera, Eurotatoria, Adinetida, Adinetidae. The record is from the annotation of a GenBank genome assembly.
AUGAUAAAAUUCUGUGCAGUACUUCUGUUCCUUGUGACGCAAAGUCUUGCGGCGCCGUACAAGCCACCAAAUAGUUGUGGUUAUGAUUCAUGCAAUUUGGGUAAACCUGAUAAACUCAAUGUGCAUAUUGUACCUCAUACACACGACGAUGUUGGUUGGCUAAAAACAGUCGAUCAGUACUAUUAUGGAUCACGUCGUGAAAUCUGUAAACCAGGUGUUCAGUAUAUUCUCGAUUCAGUUAUCGCAGCAUUAGUAGAUAAUCCUGAUCGUCGAUUCAUCUAUGUUGAAAUGGCUUUUUUUUGGCGUUGGUGGAAUCAACAAACGGAAGAUAUGCAUAAUACCGUUAAGCAACUCGUCAACGAAGGUCGUUUGGAAUUUAUUUCGGGUGGUUGGUCUAUGCAUGAUGAGGCAGCAACGCAUUACAAUUCGAUUAUCGAUCAACAUACUCUAGGUGCUGAAUUCUUGCAUGAUCAAUUCGGUGAUUGUGCUCGACCAAAAAUUGGCUGGCAGAUCGAUCCAUUUGGUCAUUCACGAGAAGUUGCUUCAUUAUUUGCACAAAUGGGCUUCGAUGGGCUAUUUUUUGGACGUAUUGAUUUUCAAGAUCGAGUAAAACGAAUUGAGACAAGAACUUUAGAAAUGAUCUGGAAAGGAAGUGCCAACUUAGAUCGUCAGAGUUGGCUCUUCACAGGUGUUCUACCAACUGGGUACGGUGCACCACCCACGUUUUGUUAUGACAUGAUGUGCUCGGAUCCACCAAUUAUUGAUGAUGAAAAUGUGGAAGACUAUAAUAUACCAGAACGUGUUGCAGCAUUUCUUGUUGCGGCAAACGUUGAGGCUGAAAUAUAUACAACUAAUCAUGUGAUCAUGACGAUGGGUAGUGAUUUUCAAAAUCAGAAUGCCUAUAUGAAUUUUAAAAAUUUGGACAAACUAAUCCAUUAUGUUAAUCUUCAGCAAGCGAAUGGUAGCAAUGUUAAUGUUUUUUAUUCAACUCCAUCAUGUUAUUUAUAUGCAUUGAAUAAAGCCGAAAAAGAAUGGACAACGAAAACCGAUGAUUUCUUUCCAUAUGCUAGUGUUCCAUUUGCAUACUGGACUGGUUAUUUUACUUCACGACCAGCAUUGAAACGUUAUGAACGUUAUGCAAAUAAUAUUCUUCAAGUAAUCCGUCAGCUCGAUGGAUUCUCACAAAACAAUCAACGCAAUAUCACUUUUGUUUUAAGCGAAGCAAUGGGUCUUGCUCAACAUCAUGAUGCAGUUAGUGGAACAGAAAAGCAGCAUGUAGCUAAUGAUUAUGCUCAACGAUUGUCUGAAGGUAUCGACCGAUCAAUGGAAGUGAUCAAUGAUGCCUAUGCAAAACUAUUGCCUAAAGAAGGUCAAACAACAUCGAUUCCCCAUCAAUUUCUCUGUUCGUACUCGAAUAUUAGUGAAUGUCUUCCGAUUGAAGGGCAGAAGCAAUUCACAUUGACAUUAUGGAAUCCAACUAUUCAUCCAGUAACAAUUUAUCCUCGUGUACCUGUCACUCAACAAUAUUUAAUUCGUGAUCCUGUAGGCAAUCUUAUUUCAGCUGAGUAUCUUCCAAUUCCAGAUACGACGAAGAAUAUUCCUGGUCGAACCAGUACUGCUCAGUAUCAACAUAUAUUUCAAGCAUCAUUGCCUGCACUUGGUUAUAAUACCUAUUAUUUCGAAGCGAAAACUAAUACAAAAGAAUUCGAACAUAAGAAAGUGACAACAACACAGAAUCAAGCAUGUAUUCUACAGAAUCAACAUCUGCGAGUGGUAUUCGAUGAUCAAGGUGAUUUACAAACUAUUGUCAAUUUAGAAAAGAAUUUGACCGUAUCAUUCACUCAUCAAGGCUUGUAUUGGUACACAAGUUUUCCCGGCUAUAAGGAGCUGCCAGAAAUACACGCGUCAGGUGCUUAUGUCUUCCAACCAUUUUUUUCAACAGCAGUGCCUGUAAGUGCUCGACGUAGUAUAAAUUGUACGAAAACAGAUACUGUACAAAAAGCAUCAAUAGUUUUCAACGAAUGGGCUAGUCAAGAAAUCAGUCUCUUUAAUGGAUCAUUACAAAUUGAACUGGAAUGGACAGUUGGACCUAUUCCAGUAGAUGAUAAUAUUGGCAAAGAGAUAAUUAUUCUCUAUGAUACCAAUAUUGAGAGUGGAUCAACAUAUUAUACUGAUGCUAAUGGACGUGAAGUACUUCAACGUAUUCGUGAUUAUCGACCAACAUGGCAUUAUGUUGUUGAUGAACCAGUUAGUGGUAAUUAUUAUCCGAUUAAUAGUCGCAUUUGGAUUCGAGAUCACGAUCGUCAAUUAACUAUUCUUACUGAUCGAUCGGAAGGUGGUGGAAGUAUGCGUGAUGGUUCGAUCGAAAUUAUGCUUCAUCGUCGAAUACUACAUGACGAUGGAUUCGGUGUUGGUGAACCUUUAAAUGAGACUGCCUAUGGCAAAGGUCUUGUUGUUACCGGCAAACAUAUUCUUCUUGUUGACCGACCUGAAGACAGUGCUCUGCUACAUCGAGUCGGUGCUCAACAGUUUUUUAUGCAACCUCUGGCAACCUAUUCCUUGCCAAAUACAUCAUCUUAUACGAACUAUUCGAAUACUUAUCUUCAAAGUUGGUCUGCUUUGUCAGAUGCAAUGCCACUAAAUGUACAUCUAUUGACAUUCGAACAGUUAAGUCCUAAACAAUACCUUGUGCGUGUUGAGCAUUAUUUUGAGUUAAACGAAGAUAAAACUUAUUCACAAGCGGCAACGAUUGAUCUUCAAAUGUUAUUUAAAAGUAUUGGUACCAUUGGUGCGAUGAAUGAAUUAAUCCUAACUGCCAAUUUACCAGUAUCCGAACUACAUCGACUCGAUUGGAUGACAAAGGAUCAAGAAUCAUCACAUGCCGAUAUGUUUCACCAAAAUUCGUUGAAUGCAACAAUAAUCAAUCUAAAUCCAAUGCAAAUUAGAACAUUUCAAAUUACCAUCGUUUAG